Messenger RNA from Telopea speciosissima, 1411 nucleotides. Its product is annotated as PHD finger protein ALFIN-LIKE 7-like. The transcript is spliced from 5 exons. Gene Ontology annotation, molecular function: transcription cis-regulatory region binding; histone binding; transcription coregulator activity. The record is from RefSeq and is a predicted model, not a curated record. Gene Ontology annotation, cellular component: nucleus. Lineage: Eukaryota; Viridiplantae; Streptophyta; Magnoliopsida; Proteales; Proteaceae. Bases 417 to 1187 code for a protein of 256 amino acids. Gene Ontology annotation, biological process: regulation of DNA-templated transcription.
CAUUUUUCAAUUGCAGAAACCCAGGCGCAGGCGCAGAGAGAGAGAGAGAGAGAGAGAGAGAGUCACAAACUUCGUCGCCAAAGAGCAUAAUCAUUAUUUCUCACAAUUUGAAGAUGAGCAGGAGAAACCCUAAGCGAUUCUUCAGUCCUUCGCUUUCCCCCGUCUACGACAACUAGUCAAAAACCCUAAGUUCUUUCUUUCUUUAUCUGUCUGUCGCUAUCUGCCUAUCCUUCUGCCAGUAUAAAUCAAAGCAAUCCGUGCCCCACUUUUAAAGCACCAAAAUUUGCAUUUAUUUCUCCCUCUCUCUAUAUGUAUAUUUAAAAAUUACAUGUAUUAAAGGUUUAUCCAGCCUUGUUUAUAUUUUUACUGUUAGAUUGUCUUCGUUGUUUCUUCUGUUUUUAUUGCCUCUCUUGGGUAUGGAAGGACCUCAGGGGCCUCAUAAUCCUCGAUCGGUUGAAGAAGUCUUUAAGGAUUUCAGAGGAAGGCGCGCCGGGAUGAUCAAGGCUCUCACCACUGAUGUCGAGAAAUUCUUUCAACAAUGUGAUCCUGAGAAGGAGAACCUAUGUCUGUAUGGGCUUCCAAAUGAAAAUUGGGAAGUCGCAUUGCCUGCUGAGGAGGUUCCUCCUGAACUUCCUGAGCCAGCAUUGGGAAUAAACUUUGCUAGAGAUGGGAUGCAAGAGAAGGACUGGUUAUCAUUGGUUGCAGUUCACAGUGAUGCAUGGUUACUUGCUGUUGCAUUCUAUUUUGGAGCACGCUUUGGCUUUGACAAAAAUGAUAGGAAGAGGCUCUUCCAGAUGAUAAAUGAUCUGCCAACCAUAUUUGAAGUUGUGACUGGCAUUGCUAAAAAGCAAGCGAGGGACAAAUCAGCUGCCAUCCCUAUCAGCAGCAGCAAAAGCAAGUCAAUUGGGAAGAUGCAACCCCAGCAAUCUGAAGCUCAGACAAAGGGAUCAAAGAUGGUUCCACCCCCAAAAGAUGAGGACGAUAGCAUAGGAGAAGAUGACGAUGAACAGGGGGCAACGCUUUGUGGAGCAUGUGGAGAUAACUAUGGCAAUGAUGAAUUUUGGAUCUGUUGCGAUGUUUGUGAGAGAUGGUUCCAUGGCAAAUGUGUAAAAAUCACUCCUGCGAGGGCUGAGCACAUCAAGCAAUACAAAUGUCCAGCAUGUAGCAACAAGAGGGCAAGAGUGUAAGGGUGUCUGUUUGAAGAUUUAAAACAUCAAACAGGCGUAGGUACAGGGACUGUUACAAAGCAGCAGCAGGCAAGUUAAUUGACUUACAGGAAUUCAUGAAUGACUCGCUCUGGUUGCAAUUUUAGAUUUCAGACUAGCUAUCUUUCCUGUUUUGCUCCAAUUUAUGGGAAUUGUGUUAGUGUUGCAAAGCAACUAGUUCGAUUUUAAAGGUUGAUAUUAUUCUU